AUGGCUCGGCACCGAUUUAUCAACCAGCGGGCCUUGACCUCCAAAUCAAUUACUCAGCAGCCACCCCAAGGGUCAGUGGCUGAGAAGGUAACACGUGGAAUUAGAGGCGGUGGCGGAGAGAGAUGGAAUGAGAGAGAACCAGUCACGUGCUUGUUGUUGUUUAAUUGUGCGUGUCAGUGCGUUUGGCCCAUUAAUCGUGUCGUCACAUGUCUUUUUGUUUGUUGUACCGCCUGUUCCACGAAAUUGUGCGUACAGGCUGAGGUCAUCAACUUAGGACGAGAUAUUUCUGCGGCCAGCAAUGACUUUCCAAAUUCCUAA
Dovyalis caffra is the source of this 318-nucleotide messenger RNA. The record is from the annotation of a GenBank genome assembly. NCBI's taxonomy places the organism in Eukaryota, Viridiplantae, Streptophyta, Magnoliopsida, Malpighiales, Salicaceae.